ACAGGCGAUCCUUGGCAUCUUAAAGGACCGCGGUCUGUGACGAUCGUUCGCCUUGGCCUCUUUGGUUCGACUUUUCCGUCCUCUUUCUCUUCCUCCUGCUUCUUGACCCUCUUCAUAGAAACCUCUACCUCUCUCCUUCGCCUAUAAGGCCAUUGGAGCAGCCAUAACCACGAUGCAACAAAGAGAAGAAGCCUCAUCUCUGCCACGAGCUGAGGACGUUCACGAGAACGGCCUAAGUCAAAGUCAGGCGGCCGGUCAUAAUCAUCAAGUCGAGGAAGACCGGGACCUCCUCACCAUAGCUCAACAGGAAGAAAUCGAUUCACAAAUCGCUGCUUCCCAGCCCUUAGUUGGACCGCUUGAACCCCCAUCCAUGUUGUUACAGGCAUAUAAAGAUAACCCAGAGAAAGGCUUUGUGGAGGGCGUGGAGGACUUGGCGAGACGAUACGCGAGAAUGCGGCGCAUCCGAAGGGAUGGAAAUUGUUUUUACCGGGCAUUUUUGUUCGCGUAUCUGGCCGGGCUGGUGGAAGAAGGGAUCGAAGAUGGAAGGAAAGGAGAAGAAAAAGAGGGAGGAGGAGGGAAAGGGAGGAAACGGGGCAGAAAGAAAGAAUGGGAGCGGUUCUCACAAACAGUCAAGGACAGUAAAGCCUGGUUACUGACUGUUGGGUACGAAGAAGUGGCGAUCGAUAUAUUCUGGGAAGUUUUCGUGGAGGAGUUGGAGGCACUCCCCCAUAAAAGCCUGUCGGAUUUAGAAUCAACUUUCAACGAGCCCCACGGCGUGGCCUCCUACAUGGUCUGGUACUGUCGCCUCCUGACUUCCGGGUAUUUGAAGAAGCACAAGGAGGAGUACGAGGCCUUCUUGGAUGCCAGCUACCGAGACAUGGACGACUUCUGCGUCCGGGAAGUGGAGCCGACGGGCAAGGAAUGCGAGCAGGUGCAGAUCAUGGCCUUGGUCCGGGCCUUGGGCGUGUGCGUCCGCAUCGAAUAUCUGGACGGGAGAGCGUUGCCGCCAGGGGGGCAAUUGCCCUGCCACGUUUUGCCUGACGAAUGGGACGGUGGAAAGGAGGAGGGGGUGCCUGUGACGUUGCUGUACCGGCCCGGGCACUACGAUCUGCUGGUCAAGUGAGCUGGGGGGGUCGCUGUGGAGGCGCAGAAGGGUGUGUUUGGAAAAGAAGUGGUGAAAGGGGGCGAGCAAAUAUGCAGGCAGUCACAGGUAGCGAAAGAACAACGACGCCUGUUGGUCGGGAGUAUCGAUGCAAGGUUUUGUGACAGCAGCUCCAUGUACAGGUCAGACGCGGAGGGCAGACAGUGCAUAGUUUGGCGGGAUUGGGACCUCCAUCUAUCCGGGAAAGGCCCCGAAGCCAUGCCAUCCGAGGGAUGGUGCGCUAGUCUCUUGGCAGAUAGUGUGCCCCAGGGGAAUGAAAAUAGCAGAAUGUCAUUGUGGUGGCG
Molecule: messenger RNA, 1446 nt
Organism: Nannochloropsis gaditana CCMP526
Product: ubiquitin thioesterase otub1
Exons: 3
Coding region: 173-1123 (316 amino acids)
Biological process (GO): protein K48-linked deubiquitination
Cellular component (GO): nucleus
Molecular function (GO): ubiquitin binding; cysteine-type deubiquitinase activity
Source: RefSeq, a predicted model, not a curated record